CCACCUUCCCCCUUCCCCCCCCCCCCCCCCCCCCCCCCCCCCCCCCCCCCCCCCCCCCCCCCCCCCCCCCCCCCCCCCCCCCCCCCCCCCCCCCCCCCCCCCCCCCCCCCCCCCCCCCCCCCCCCCCCCCCCCCCCCCCCCCCCCCCCCCCCCCCCCCCCCCCCCCCCCCCCCCCCCCCCCCCCCCCCCCCCCCCCCCCCCCCCCCCCCCCCCCCCCCCCCCCCCCCCCCCCCCCCCCCCCCCCCCCCCCCCCCCCCCCCCCCCCCCCCCCCCCCCCCCCCCCCCCCCCCCCCCCCCCCCCCCCCCCCCCCCCCCCCCCCCCCCCCCCCCCCCCCCCCCCCCCCCCCCCCCCCCCCCCCCCCCCCCCCCCCCCCCCCCCCCCCCCCCCCCCCCCCCCCCCCCCCCCCCCCCCCCCCCCCCCCCCCCCCCCCCCCCCCCCCCCCCCCCCCCCCCCCCCCCCCCCCCCCCCCCCCCCCCCCCCCCCCCCCCCCCCCCCCCCCCCCCCCCCCCCCCCCCCCCCCCCCCCCCCCCCCCCCCCCCCCCCCCCCCCCCCCCCCCCCCCCCCCCCCCCCCACCCCCCCCCCCCCCCCCCCCCCCCCCCCCCCCCCCCCCCCCCCCCCCCCCCCCCCCCCCCCCCCCCCCCCCCCCCCCCCCCCCCCCCCCCCCCCCCCCCCCCCCCCCCCCCCCACCCCCCCCCCCCCCCCCCCCCCCCCCCCCCCCCCCCCCCCCCCCCCCCCCCCCCCCCCCCCCCCCCCCCCCCCCCCCCCCCCCCCCCCCCCCCCCCCCCCCCCCCCCCCCCCCCCCCCCCCCCCCCCCCCCCCCCCCCCCCCCCCCCCCCCCCCCCCCCCCCCCCCCCCCCCCCCCCCCCCCCCCCCCCCCCCCCCCCCCCCCCCCCCCCCCCCCCCCCCCCCCCCCCCCCCCCCCCCCCCCCCCCCCCCCCCCCCCCCCCCCCCCCCCCCCCCCCCCCCCCCCCCCCCCCCACCCCCCCCCCCCCCCCCCGCCCCCCCCCCCCCCCCCCCCCCCCACCCCCCCCCCCCCCCCCCCCCCCCGCCCCCCCCCCCCCCCCCCCCCCCCACCCCCCCCCCCCCCCCCCCACCC
Molecule: messenger RNA, 1098 nt
Organism: Hemiscyllium ocellatum (epaulette shark)
Lineage: Eukaryota; Metazoa; Chordata; Chondrichthyes; Orectolobiformes; Hemiscylliidae
Product: basic proline-rich protein-like
Exons: 1
Source: RefSeq, a predicted model, not a curated record